AUUAAAAACCAAUUAACCAACGUUAAAAUAAAGCUAUCUAUAAAGAGAUCUCAUCUAUAAAUGCAUACACAAAGCAUUCGUCAUAAACCACACUCAAUUCAAACUCUAGAAAGAAUACUUUUAACAAUGGCUUCUCCUUCUUCAAACAAGCUUGUGUUCUUAGCUUUCCUUCUCCUGUUCGUAUUCUCAAACAAUCUUGUAGCUGGAAAACCCCAGAAAGUGAAACUCAAUCUUUACUACGAAUCACUUUGUCCAUACAGUCAGAAAUUCAUAAACGAUGAUCUGGUGAAACUCUUUGAGUCCGAUCUCCACAGGAUCACCGAUCUCAAGCUCGUUCCAUUCGGUAACGGAAAAGUCUCUGAUAACCUAACUGUCACUUGCCAGCAUGGUGAAGAGGAAUGUAAACUAAACGCCAUUGGAGCUUGCGCCAUAAAAACUUGGCCCAAUCCGAAAAUGCACUACUGGUUCAUAAGGUGCGUUGAAAAGGACACGAAAAACUGGGAAUCAUCAUGUUUUAAAACAUAUGGUGGUGAGAAAGCCAUAAGAGAUUGUUACUCCAGUGAUUUCUCUAAAAAACUUAUACUUGGUUAUGCAAAGCAGACUUUGAAUUUGAUGCCGAAGAAAGAAUACGUCCCAUGGGUCACAGUGAACGGCAAGCCACUCUAUGAAAAUUAUGAAGAUUUUGUGGCCCAAAUCUGCAAAGCGUACCAAGGAAAGGCUCCUCUCCCAAAAGUUUGCAAUUCUUCUGCCUCGGCAAAGAAGAAAGUGUUGAAGCUUCAAGUCUCGUAUGGUGAAGCUUUCCAUCACUGAAAAAGUACUUAUUUAACUAUGUUGGAUUUAAGCUUAUGUUUUAGGCUGAGAGUGAUUAAUAAAAUAAUAUUUGUACGACCCAUCAUCCCCUUGAUCAACACAGCAACCUCAACUAUAUAUAGUCAUUCCAAAACCCAACAUUCUAAUAAUUUUAGUGUAAAAAUCAUUCAAAACUAUCUUAUUUCAAAACAAAAUCCAAACAAAAAUCAAACCAGAAUCUUAGACAACUCCCGUAACUCCUAGAUCGUACCGGAAAAAAUGAGCAGUGGGUAAAUUGAAUUACUAGAUGAGGACAUGUUCAAGGAACUCACAGUUCUUCUCAAACCAAGCAACACAGCAGCAAAAUAAUCAUAAUCUAAUAUCAUCCUACGAAGAAUCAAUCAAUCUAUACUUCUAUACCUACCCGUUUGUGGCUUGGUGUCUCAACCAAUGUUUUCCAUCAUGCACCCACAUGCGUCGUGGCCCCUUGGCUCAUCUGAUACUGUCCACCCCACAGUCACCAUAGUCAUUUAUGCUCAUGCAUGGUAUGACAUAAACUUAACAUGCCCAAACCCGACACCACAUCAUCAUCCACGACCACACGAUGUCACAUUCUUCAAUAUCUCAUUAUCACAUUCCUCAAUAUCACAAAACCGGUUUACCUUUUGACAACCUAUCACAAUAUAUGUGCUUCAUCACAUUAACACAAAUCAACAACUAUAUCUAGAGCAUAUUAUCACAACAACAUAAUUCAACAAUAAGAUAUAGUUUAACGUUAACGAUGUACUAACACACCAAAUCAUUACAAAAGAAAA
Brassica rapa (field mustard) is the source of this 1604-nucleotide messenger RNA. Its product is annotated as gamma-interferon-responsive lysosomal thiol protein-like. The record is from RefSeq and is a predicted model, not a curated record. Gene Ontology annotation, molecular function: oxidoreductase activity, acting on a sulfur group of donors, disulfide as acceptor. NCBI's taxonomy places the organism in Eukaryota, Viridiplantae, Streptophyta, Magnoliopsida, Brassicales, Brassicaceae.